AUGGCCGAAAUUCCAGCUCCCCUCGCGGCCGUUCAGGUCGAGGCCUUGGUGGUCAUGAAAAUCAUCAAGCACUGCUCCCAGACCUUCCCUUCUACUGCGACCGGCGGCAUCGUUGGUAUGGAUGUCGAUGGCACCCUCGAGAUCACCAACACUUUCCCAUUCCCCGUCGUCGAAGUCCCCGCUGAUUCGCACUUUGAGAACGCGGCUCCCAACCCGGCCGCUGCCGCUCCUCGCGCCAAGGCAAACGCCGCAUACUCUGCAGAGAUGAUUCGCAUGUUGCGUGAGGUCAACACUGAUGCCAACAGCGUCGGAUGGUACACCAGCGCCAACAUGGGCAACUUCGUCAACAUGAACGUGAUCGAGAACCAGUAUUACUACCAGAGCCAGUUGAACGAGCGCACAGUCGCCCUCGUUCACGAUGUCAGCCGCAGCGCCCAGGGCAGCCUUAGCCUCCGGGCCUUCCGCCUGUCGCAGAAGUUCAUGACUGCGUUCAAGGAGAACAAGUUCACUUCCGAGGACCUCCAAAAGUCCAACAUGCGCCACCCCGACAUCUUCGAGGAACUGCCCGUCAAGCUCCACAACUCCCACCUGAUCACCUCUUUCAUCCACCAGCUGCAGAGCCCGACUUCCUCAACUUCCACUGAGCUCCCCUCCUCCCUGGCUGCCCUCGAGUCCAGCCCCUUCACAAAAACCUCUACCCUCACCCCCAACCUCGACAACCUGUCCCUCAGCAUCGACCCCUUCCUGGAGAAGAACUGCGAUCUCCUUCUGGACAGCAUCGAGACCCACAAUACCGAGGUCAACAACUACCAAUACUACCAGCGUGUGCUCGGCCGCGAGCAGCAGAAGAUCAACGCCUGGAAGGCGAAGCGCGCACAAGAGAACGCCACCCGUGCCACUCUCAACCAGCCCCUCCUCCCCGAGGACGAGUGGCAGCGUCUGUUCAAGCUUCCCGCCGAGCCCAGCCGUCUGGAGAGCAUGCUCAACACUCGCCAGGUGGACCAGUACGCGCGCCAGGUCGACAGCUUCGUCUCGUCCAGCACGGGCAAGAUGUUUGCCAUCAAGGGCAACCUGCUGCCCAACGAGACUUCGAACUGAACGGUGAUGAUUGCGAAGGGGAGACACGACGCUUCUGGUAUUGCAUGACCUUUUUACGGCGUAGGGAGGGAAAAUGUUCUCUAUUUUGGAUGUUAAUAUGACUUCCUGUUUCUUUUUUCUUCUAUGAGCGGAGCUGAGUCUCUGGGCAUUAGACUCCUGCGUUGUAUCGACUUGUAUUCGAUCAUAGAAGGAAAUCUUUAUUUUGUUUAGAAUAUAACAGACACAUUGAAC
This is a messenger RNA of Penicillium egyptiacum, 1329 nucleotides long. NCBI's taxonomy places the organism in Eukaryota, Fungi, Ascomycota, Eurotiomycetes, Eurotiales, Aspergillaceae. The record is from the annotation of a GenBank genome assembly.